CACACACACACACACACACACACACACACACACACACACACACACCUCUGACGUCUCUGUCUCUCUCUUGAAUACUUUUCUUUUGGCUGAAUGUCAUUAUUUCAACGUGUCCACCUUUGAAAACUGAAUCCUUGUUCGCUGCGUCUGAUGUCAUUUUUGUGUUAAUAAAAGAUUGUUAUUGUCAUUUGCAACAAAGUGCUUUUCAUGAAUUAUUCGAUCAUUUAGUCCUACGUGUGUACGCGGUGAGUUGUAACCUCUUCACGUCUCCACCAGAAGGUAAAAUGUAGUAAAGCGUUUGUAAAGACCGUUACAUCUGUUUAAUGGUCACGAUCUGAAAAUGAACGCUCACCUCUUUCGGGCUGCAAUGAGCCUCCCGACACGACGACGUCGUCGCUGUUACCUCAUUAGCAGGUCAAAGGGCGGCAGUUGGAGGAAGCUCUUACUGACAUCAUGGCUCCCCGGGGGGCCCAGUGAGCGGAGCCAUGAUCCUUGAUGUGGUUUUAAAAAAUGUGUAAAAGGGAAUGAAAAUCAAACAUUUGAGUCGCUUCUAGUGGGGAAUUUACAAUGUAAAUUCCCCACUAGAAGUAACAAUGUAGUCAGUAUAAAAGUCGCUGAAUCUAAAUCCCUUAUUGGUAAAUUCAGAAAAAAACGUAACAUAAUAUAUAGUUGAAGGUAUUCUGGUAUAGAUAUGGACAUAGUAUUUCAAAAUGAGCAGUUAUUUAGUUUGUUAAAGUCAUAUUUAGAAUACAUAAUAAAUAUAACAAUAUGUCUUAAAAAAAAGUAGAGUAGUUCAUGAUCAUAGUAUGAGGAGUUGCAAAGAAAUAGUUUCAUAUUUCAAUAACUAAAAAAGUUAUUAUUCAAUAUUAAAACAGGUGAGAAAAAGGGCACAGAACCGUCCGUCUGCAAAAGGAAUAACCGAUGAACAGGUACGUUUAAACACGUAUAUCAAACAAAAGAGUGAAAAUCAAUCAUAGAAAGUAAAAACAUUAAAGAUGACAACAGUCCUGCUGCUUCAAAAGAUUUUCUGCCACGUUAACGACAGACCGCUGCAUCUACUGGACUGUUUCAGCCUCAUGGCCCCCCUGCUGUGAGCCCCCCCGACGGGCGGGAUGACACCUCGAGCGAAACACACACACACACGUCGUGGGAGCAGCAAUGACAGUGUUGUCAAUAGGCAAAUGUCACCGCAGGAAAAGCUCUAAACGGGGGAUUGCAAAGGUCAUCUGGGAUCGCAAAGGUCAUGUGGGCCCAGUAAUCCACGCAGAAUAAAAACCCCUUUGUGAUGAUUUCCACCUCGAGUUUCUUUGCCUUUUCUCUUCUUCUUGUCGCGCAGCACAAUUGGCCACUUUUUCUCCUCUUGCAUUAUUGAUUUGAAGUUUUGCUGGCGGACGCUCGCCCAGUUUAACGGACGCCAGGGAGGCGUGGGCUGGAGGGUGGUGGCGCUCUGAGUGCCUCUCUGAGUGCCCCCCCCCCCCGUAGGGCCUUAUCUCUGCGGUGGGACCGGAUUAGAAGGGGUCUCCGCUCUCUUAUCGGUUUGUCCGUUACAUUCCUGGCACCGGCGGUUGGACGGACCGCCAUUUAUGGCUAAAGGGAGAACAGAGCGCUGUGCUACUGACCCACAAUGCACCGGGGCGUUAUAAAAAACGCCACAACAAGGAGCCCUGGACAGUUAGCGAGAGCGUCCUGUGCGAUGGCGUCCCUGACCUCCUCCAGUCGCAGGUCCUCCUCGUCUUACCGCUCGUCCUCCCGCUUCAGCUCCUCCAGCUCCUUCCGCUCGGAGGGCUCGCUGGGGGGGUCGUCCGAGGCUCUGGAUCCGCUCUUUGAGCCCUUUCUGGACUCGGCCGAUCACGCCGGUCUGUUUGGAGAGGAGAGCCCUGGGGGGGGCGGCGGCGUUCUGACCCCCUUCAGCAGGCAGAGCCGGUCCUCCUGCGGACUCGCUGCUCCUGUAGGCGGCGCUGUGGCGGGCCGGCAGAGCGGCACGGGCGCCGGCGUUCGAUGCCUGGGGGACACUUACUACAUGUCAGCCGACGUCAGCCAGUUUGAGCCGCACGACGUGGUGCUGAUGGCCUUCAACCACCACGUGGUCAUCCACGCACAGAAGGUUCUGGACGACGGAAGCGUCAGCGACACGUUCACCCACAAGUCCCUGUUCCCGGAGGACAUGGACCCGUUGUCGGUGGGCGGGACCCUCGACCCCGACGGCACCCUGGUGGUGACCGUCCGCCGGACCCCCGCACCGGAGCCCGCGCGUGGCCCCGCCUACCGCAGCGAGGCCCGCCUCUGACUUGUGGCCUGGCGGCGCCUUUCAGCUACUGGCCAACCAUUAUCUCGGUUCCUGGAUUUGGUGACCUCUGACCUUUUGUCCGACACAAGGGGUCUGGUGUUCCCUUCGUUACUCGGCAUUGAAACCCUCUGGAUAAGCGCAGUUUAGCAUCUUACAUAUUCAUCUUGUAUAGUAAGUAAGUACUUUUAAGGGCAAGUCGCCGUCUAUGCACGACUGUGGGUGUUUCUCUUCGCAGACUCGUCCCGAUCCGUCGGAGAUUAAUAAAACAAUGAUAAAAGUCAAGGUAAUUGGAGUGAAACCUCUUGCCUGUCACCACUCACGAGCAUCACAGGAAACACACCUGAAAAACACACUAUUUCUAUUGUUUGCCUGCCCCUCCUAGACCAGGUAGCCAGAGGAAGCCGAACCUCACUGGAGAUUAAAUCACUUAAAUAGAGUUCAUAUUUUUACCAGAUCAAUGUUUGCUGUCCCUAAAGACGUUUACGCACAAAGACUUCUACGAACAUCAGCAUGGGGCUAGGUUGCUAGCCUUUUGUGUUUCUACGUUUUUAGUGUCAUCUUAACUGAAGCUACAUGUUCCUGCAAGGGCCCAAAUGUUACCUCAGUACCAAAAGUAAAACAAGUCAAAUCGACUUAAUCUUCAUUUGCUAGAGCAAAGGAUCAGUGAGUGUUUAAACCAUGAUGAAUAAUCCCACGGUUUGUCCGUUACAUGUGUGUACUUUGAUGUUUCCCGGUGCGAUGAGUCAUCGCUGAAGUCUCCAGAGAACUCGGCCCCUCGUACAGAUUACACCCACCAGCCUCCGAGGAAGGACGAAUUCUUGUGGCACCUUUAUUUAAUACUCAUCAGAAGGACGGAUGGUUGUUUCUAACCUCAUUCACCAUAAAACAGACUGAGGGGCUGCUUUUUAUACACACACACACUACAGAAGUAGUAAGUAGUAGUAGUUUUAGUUCAUGUGAAAUCUGAACUGUGCAAUUCAUUCUUUGCUCUACAGAAAGUGUGUUUUUAGCUCAUUGCUGCCAAUAAAAUGCAGCUCAAAAUGUC
Molecule: messenger RNA, 3329 nt
Organism: Gasterosteus aculeatus aculeatus (three-spined stickleback)
Lineage: Eukaryota; Metazoa; Chordata; Actinopteri; Perciformes; Gasterosteidae
Gene: hspb12
Product: heat shock protein, alpha-crystallin-related, b12
Source: RefSeq, a predicted model, not a curated record